AGUGAUGAAACAACGUUCAACAAGGACUCAAUGUGCGAGCCACUCUACUCCAAGAAUGCGUGAAAAAGAAUUUCUGCCUUUGACUGCGUCUAAAAUAACGAGCUCUGCAACGACGUCUACUUUGUUUGUAAAUAUACCAAUAAUCCAAGAAACCCGAUCAAAAAUUAUAUGUCUGGAGAAUGCAUCCAUCAUGUUUUCAUGCAGAGAACAUGAUGUCGUCUUAAAUUACUAAAACAGAGAAAGCAUCACGAACUUCCAAUGUAAUGUGUCUGUGUAAUGGAAUAAUUACUCGACUAGGAUGGGUAAUAAGCAAACAAUAUUUACUGAUGAACAGUUCGAGGCAUAUCAGGAUUGCACUUUCUUCACACGCAAAGAGAUCCUACGAUUACAUGCCAGAUACCGUGAACUGGCUCCCCACUUAGUUCCAAUGGAUUACACCAACGAGCCAGAUAUCAAACUCCCUAUGGCACUGAUCAUCAGCAUGCCAGAACUGCAGGAAAACCCUUUUAGAAAUCGCAUUGUGGAGACCUUCUCAGAAGAUGGCGAAGGCAACCUCAGUUUCAACGACUUUGUAGACAUGUUCUCUGUACUGUGUGAAACAGCACCGCGAGAACUGAAGACAAUAUAUGCUUUUAAGAUCUACGAUUUCAAUGUGGAUAAUUUCAUAUGUAAGGAGGACAUGGAGAAGACAUUGACCAAGUUGACGAAAGGGGAGCUGACUCCGGAGGAGGUCAACCUGGUGUGUGACAAGGCUAUCGAGGAGGCAGAUCUGGAUGGAGAUAGCAAGCUCUCAUUUGCUGACUUUGAGAACAUGAUCUCCAAAGCCCCAGAUUUCUUAAGCACCUUCCAUAUACGAAUCUAAGGAAACUCGAUGAGGAACAGAACAUUGUUAUGGAGGUGAUGCUGAACUACAUCCAUGUUCCUCUGAAGUCAUCACAAGGCACAUUUCUUGGGAUUAGACAUUUAGGAUCCCUAUCACCAUACCACAGCUAGGCCCCUGACCUUAGUCUCACUGAAGCACAGUGCCUGUCCUACCAAACACAAGUGGAGAUCUAUCUGAACAUUGAAUUAUAUUUUCAAUGUGACCUUUGUGAUAUAAUCUGAAAAGUGGAACCAGGAGUUUUGAAUACAGGAUUGUGUACCCUGGGGGUCUUUUUCAUGGAAGCACAGGCCUUUUUGCCGAUUCAUGCUCUACAGGAAGUAUCACAUUAGACACUUUGAAAUAGAAAAUCAAUAAUGCAUGACUGUUUUCUCUGUAAUCAAUUCUUAUUCCUUAAAGUUGGACAAUUAGAUGGACAUUAACUCUAAUGGAACAAACAAUGGUGGUGGACAGAGGGUGAACCAAGAUGGGCUCAUUUUGAUACCAGUAGUGCUUAUCUUACACAAUGUGCAAGGGUUUUAAUAGCAAACCUAGGACUUUGUUGCAGAUUUUUUUGAAGGCUAUAUUUUACAUGCAACCAUUAUUUUAUUACUGACAAAAAAAUGGACAAGAUAAAUCAAGGGCUUUUGCAGUGGAAGUUUAUGCCAGAAAGAAAGAUGCAUACAAAGUAUAAAAGCACAGUUUUAGCACAUAAGACAGAACAGUCAGGAGCUAUGCAAUCUGUCUUAAUGAUGUGCAUGAGACUAAUUUAAAUUGCAAAUAUCUUUUUUUUUCUCAUCAAGUAUUGUCUAACAUAAUGGAGCAUAUUGACAAUCAUACUAAACUGUUAUUCAGUUGAUGGAAGGGCUUCGUCUCCACCAUAAUGUCAUGCUUUGAUACCUUUUCAUGCCUCUAAACCUGAUACAAUAGCAGUAAUUUACUUGUGAAUGUAGUAUUUACAAUAUUAUUAACAUUUGGCUAGACUUGAAUAAAUACAUUUUCUGUU
Molecule: messenger RNA, 1865 nt
Organism: Hypomesus transpacificus
Lineage: Eukaryota; Metazoa; Chordata; Actinopteri; Osmeriformes; Osmeridae
Product: calcium and integrin-binding family member 2-like
Exons: 6
Coding region: 299-862 (187 amino acids)
Molecular function (GO): calcium ion binding
Source: RefSeq, a predicted model, not a curated record